AUGGCGCUCCCAUUCCACAGUCUUACCGAUGCAAAGCCCUUCAAGUUCCUCGUCGGUACGACCGGCAAGCCCUUCUUCAUACACGCCAAACUUGCGGCUCAUCAAUCCAGUACUCUGGCCACCCUGAUCGAUGGUGCAAUGCUGGAAGCGGAGAGAAAAUUUGCUGUGUUUAACGAUGUGGACGAGGACACUUUCAUUCGCUUCAUGGAGUUUGCCUAUACCGGCGACUACUCUGUUGCUGAACCUGCUGUGGUCCUUCCCCCGCCAGAUCUUGAUGUUGAGAAUGGAGAUGGCAGCCGAGGAGGUGCUGACUCUCCGAUACUCGAUGCUUCAGACGCGUACCUCCCUGCAGACCCCCCCGAAGAGGCGCGAAGCGAAGAGCCCUACUUCGGCUUUCGGCCACCCCGAGCGAAGAAAGACAAGAAGAAAAGGAACACGGACCUUUGGGACUUUGGCGCAUCCCGAGCCAUCGUGAGAUCAUCGAGCCCGUGGAGACCGACCUCCAACACGGACGAUUCGGAGGACUAUACAUUGGUCUUUCUCUGCCAUGCCAAGCUUUACGUAUUCGCAGACAAAUAUAGCAUCGGACCGCUGCUGGAUCUCGUCCUAUUAAAACUCCGGCUCAAUCUGUCAACCUUCAACCUGCAUUCGCGACGGACUGGAGAUGUUGUCGAACUCUUAAAGUAUGCGUACGAGCAUACUGCGGAUUACCCGGAAGGAAUUGAUCGACUACGCGAUAUGGUUACUGAUUACGUGAUGUGCCAUCUUGAGAGGAUUGUCGCACAUGGCGACUUUAAGAAAUUGCUGCAGGAAAAUGGAGAUGUGGCCAAAGACCUCAUGCCCAAGGUGGUGCAACGACUGGACUAA
Cladophialophora carrionii CBS 160.54 is the source of this 867-nucleotide messenger RNA. RefSeq lists its product as uncharacterized. Bases 1 to 867 code for a protein of 288 amino acids. NCBI's taxonomy places the organism in Eukaryota, Fungi, Ascomycota, Eurotiomycetes, Chaetothyriales, Herpotrichiellaceae. The record is from RefSeq and is a predicted model, not a curated record. Gene Ontology annotation, molecular function: protein binding. The transcript is spliced from 3 exons.